Puccinia graminis f. sp. tritici CRL 75-36-700-3 is the source of this 3173-nucleotide messenger RNA. RefSeq lists its product as uncharacterized. NCBI's taxonomy places the organism in Eukaryota, Fungi, Basidiomycota, Pucciniomycetes, Pucciniales, Pucciniaceae. The record is from RefSeq and is a predicted model, not a curated record. The annotation marks the transcript as partial. The transcript is spliced from 8 exons.
UGAUGAGUGGCCCAAACUCAUACAGACCAAGACAUUCACAUCCGAUCAACGGUUUAUCUCUGAUCCCUCAACAUGUCCUUAAUUCGAACCGGAACACCCCAUCUCCGCGUCUCAGUCGUCCAGCAAUCGAUCCAUUCAAGGCGUUUACUGCUAACGAUCUCGACGGUUUUGUCGAUAGUAUUACUAGCAAGAUUCGCAACGCUCUCUUGGGCAACUCCUCAACCGAUCCCCCCCAGCCUCAAACCAAGACUCAUUCCUCACGUUCUAGCGACGUAUUUGGCAAGUUAGAAUCCAUCCAAGCUUCUAAUCAAUCCAACCUCGCUCCUCGACCGGGCCCCUCUGGCUCUAAAAACCAAUCUGCGGGUGAUGGUCUCGAUGAUACCGUUUCUGAUGAAGAGAGUAGUGACAGCCAUGUUGAAAAUAGCAUUCAACCAAAACUCAAAACAGAUACCCACAUUGUUAUUGACUCAGACGAUGACAACCUAGCAUCUUCUCCUCGUGGCUCUCAAAUUGUCCAGAAUCAGACCAGCCAGAUUUCCCAAAGCGACUAUUCUGACGGCGAUCCAGAUUCGGAUGAUAAAGACAUCCACUCAGAAUCAGAUGAUCAAAGCUCAGAUUCCCCAAACGAUCGCCAUCCCGCUUCUCAAGAUCUUAGUGCUUCCAGUACCUCAUUCCUCAACGAUAAUCAUUCACACGAUUCAGAAGAUAUGGUUUCAAUCGAUGGCUCUAUACAUGGAAGCAUCUCUCAUUCAAUCUCUGCUUCAUCGGAUUCUCUAGAAAUCUCAACUGGACCCAAGCCUCCUGGAGAGCAAGUCCGUGAAGAAAUAGAGGAGGAAGCUCACGCUGGUUCAGAUUCUUCGAGCAUUGUCUUUCAAUCACGUCCUUCAACGUCAAAGCCAUCAGUUUCCAAGCAACCCUUCUCUCCAGGUGCUGGAUCAUCUCAUGAAAGGGAAAAUAAUAUCCAUCAUGAAGAUGACGAUUUUGAUGAUAUGGAGGAGUCUGAAGAAGAAGAUGAACAGGAUGAAGAUGACGAGGAAGAUGCUGAUGAUAAUGAUGAUGAAGAUCUUGAAGUUGAUGGCGAAGAUGAAGGUUUUGACAUUGACAGUGCUGUUGCCGAUAUUGAUGUGAAUGUUGAUGGAGAGGCGGUGGGUCCUACAAGGUUGGCGAAGAGAGAACUGGAAGACGGGGAGAUCGAAGAGGGAGAAUUGGAGACCGAGGAGAAUCGAGACCAUAAUCCAAGGGAUCCUCGCGAAAUGCUGCCCGCCGGGGAUAUUUUGGUUGAUGCCCCUUUCACUUUGGUUCAAGAGAAUACUCAAGACCUUGAUCAAAAUAUUCAUCCUGAUUUACCAGAAUCGACCGAUGUGGAUAAACAAAAAGAUGAUCAUUCCUCCAAGAUUCUUGAUCAACCUAGCGGCACCAAGCCUCUUUUCUUGCCUGCGCUCGAGAAUAAAAAACUAUCACGCGUGGGAAGUUUCUCUGCCGAUGGUGCAAUGAUGUUCCGGCCGUCCAGUGAAAGUUCGGUGGAUCUUGACUCUGAUCAAGGAGACGAAGACGCGCAAGAUGUCGACAAGACACAAGCUCCCGGUGAUGUUGAUGGUUCGCCGAUAAUCGAUCAUGAUCCUCUUGUCUCUGAUCAAUCUCAAAAUUCACCUUCGAUGGUACUUGACCAAUCCCAGCCUCAAUCAUUCUAUCGCCCUGAAUUCCAUCUUUCUGGGUCGGAAUUAGUCCAAGAUGAACAUUUUCUGCCAAUCAACUCAUCGUCCGAGCCACAACAAGGCUCCGAUCGAGCUACCGCGGAAAAUCCAUUGUUGCCUGUUGAAACCAUUGAACACCAAGAUGCCAACCCUAAUCUGGACGGGUCCCCACAAGCUGUCUCGCCUACAUUUGACCCUCGCGAAGUUCAAACCGCAUCGAACAUAACCGACAAUCCCCCGCAAGAAGAGCAAAUCGAAGAUGAUAAUGACUUGUUCGAGGGCGAUGAAGAUUUGAGAUUGCAUAAGCUCGGAGUCGAUCAAUCGCGAUUGCAUAGUCUAAACGAAGAUGAGGAUGGAACCCUGCCCACUGUUGCUCCUUCUGGGGAAGUUGAAGAUCGGUUCUCAACAAUCGAAAGGCAGUUUGAAAACUUCAUCGCACGUACCGUCGAACCACAACUUUCCGCGAUGGAAGAGCAGACUCAGGGAACUGUUUGCGAACUUCCUGUAUCGUCGACUGCUUGUGAUAGCAAUGCGAUCACCAUCAGUCAAUCCGCUGCUGUUCAAAUUGUGGUGCAGCAACCUUUAGAAACUGACAGCCACGUUGUGGAUAAUGCUGUCGACUUAACCGGUGCCCAAGACACCCACACUACCAGUGCUGAAAUUACCCGGCAAGCAAUCGUUGUUGCGCAAACCGAAGAUACCUUCAUUAGCACUGUGGAAGAUGCUCAAUCUCGCGCCUCGCCAGGUGGUCAAGAUGAUUCAGCUCGGCCUUCACUUGACCUCCUGUGGGGAGAACUUUCACCCACAAAUGGCGUCACCCAGGCGACGGAAGAAAGCGGAAUGAACGAACGUUCCAACUUUCGUCAAAGUGUCAAUCUCGAUGAAGAUAUGGAAUCAUCAUGUGAAGCGCCGAAUGAUGGAUCAACUGAUAUGAACCUUCCAUCAAACAAUGGCCCCCAGGCGCAAUUGUCGCCAUCUCAUGAUCAAGACGAUUAUGAUAUGUUGGCGUCUAGUCUCAUAGACGGUAACUCAGAUGUUGUCCCAGCAGAUCCCGAUCAGAAUACUGACAAAGCUGUCGGCAAACAAGAUAUAGAAGUGCCGUCUGAAGAAAAUUUGAAACUUGCCCUCGCUGACAAGGCCCAUGAGAAUAAUCCGCAAGAUGAAAAACCUCAAAGUGGUAACCAAUCUGUUCCACAAGAACUGGGUGCUGAUACCAACCCAUUCGAUGAAUCUUCUCAGCUUGCACUUCUGCCUUGCAAAGGCUCCAUCCGCCCCCCGUCGCCCCCCAAAGCUUCGGACAGCACCAUGGAUGAAGCUGAUCUACUGCUGUCCCAAUUCAUAAACUGCAGCCCUGACACGGUGGACGGCCAAAAUCUAAAUGAUCGACCGGCACCUGUAUGCUUCGCCAACACCCAGUGCGGCUGUAGUGCCGGCAGUCACGUUUGCUACUUCCCCGCCGGCGGAAAUGAACCGUUUUGA